Messenger RNA from Fraxinus pennsylvanica, 1059 nucleotides. The record is from the annotation of a GenBank genome assembly. NCBI's taxonomy places the organism in Eukaryota, Viridiplantae, Streptophyta, Magnoliopsida, Lamiales, Oleaceae.
AUGUGCCCGAUAAAACAUAAACAAAAGCACCACCACUGUAGCACCGCCGCAACAGCAACAGCCACCGUGGAAGACUGGAGAGAAGAAUCGAUAAACGGGGGAUCCUUAAAACACGUUGACCUCCAGAAUGGAUCCAAUGGAUGGGCCUCGCCACCAGGUGAAGUAUUCUCUCUCCGUGGACCCAAUUACUUUGCCAAGAAAUUCAAAGUGCCGUCCGGUGAUUGGAUGCUGAACCUUGUUGGAGUUGACUGGCUACGAUCCAAUUCCAAGCUAAAUCACGUUCUUUCCAAGCGCGAUAACCGUGUCAUGGCUUCUUUGAGAAGCUCGAAAACACCGGAAAAAUGGUCCAAAACCUUCAUUCUCAUGGUAAAUUUACAGGUUCCGAGCCGGGAUCAUCACAGUGAGGUAUUUUACUUUUCCAGUAAAGUGGAUGAGCCCAUUGAUCCAAAUUCACUACUUUAUCAAUUCAUUCAUGGGGGACCAAAUUAUUUGGAAAUAGAUGUUGAUAUUGGUAGCUCAGCUAUUGCCACGGCAAUUUUGCACCUCGCUUUGGGAUGCGUCCCCGCGGUGACGGUGGACAUGGCUUUUCUGGUGGAGUCUCAAUCAGAGGAGGAGUUACCCGAGAGAUUGUUUGGGGCGGUACGGAUUUGUCAAAUAGAGAUGAGUUCUGCAGCCUUUGUGGAUAGUGCCACGCCUUGGACCGGUUCUUUCUUUGAUGCCCUGAUGGGCUGGCGAUUUGCUUAUGCGGAAACGAGUUGCGGAACUUCAGAAUGGUGCCUUAACAAAAAACGAGAAGAGAGGCCAAGUAUGGAGGAAGUUGCUAUGGAGCUUGAAGCACUGAGAUUAGUGGAGAACCAUCAAUGGAGAGAUGAAGAUUUGAAUCACGAAGAAAUAAUGGAGCAUUUAUUUAAUCAUACGGCCGCUUCAAAUUUCAAUGGUGGAUUUCUUUCAAAUCAUAAACUCUCCGGGAACUACAUAGCCAACGAAAAAAUUAGAAUGUUUACUGCAGAAGAACUACAGAGGGCCACAAAUUUACCUGAUUAUGGGAAGUUUACCUGA